UAUGGCCCCUUUUAAGGCUUAUAAGUCGUUGGUCCAGCUGCAGCACAAAGAAGGGACCUUAUUUGAAGUGGUCGGAGACUCCAGCACGCUGCCCAAGUGGUUCUAUAUCGAGCAUCUGGAUGAUCCAGUAGCAGUGUAUGUAAAACCUUGGCUCGUGGAAGCGAUGUUUGGCAAGGACGGAGAGUACAUCACACAUGUUGAGUGCACGUCACGUACCUUGCUUAAAGUGACCCAUUGGCGUCCUGAAGAGGAUGCAGAGAUUUUGAUAUUCGGGCCUCCUUUUUAUCAAAAGGACGUUUCACAGAUGAUCUCCAACUUGGUUAAUUAUUUCUGCCGGCAAAUGUCGCAAGUGAAGAUAGCGCACCUCCAGGACCCCUCCUGGACUAGAUUUACCUCAUCAGGUUCCCCAGAAGCAAAAACAACAAGCUGCAGUGGACCCAGUGGCAGCACAACCUUAGUUCCAGCAUUAGUGAGGCAGAGGCUGGCAGACGGGGGAGGCCUGGGGCCGUUCGCUGAUGCACUGUAUCUGCCACCCCACCCUUUCGCCGCUGACGCCGCCCUGAGCAUGUUGGCCAACUGCACCAGCACCACGGCGGUGGUGGUGGUGCAGCUCAGCGCCAGCAAAACCAAGACCAAGAAGCGUUUCGUGUGCCAAAAAGUGAAGCUAUUCCGGGCCAUGACAGCCAAGGCAGGUGUGGCAACCCGUUCCCUCAUCACCUAUGACCGGCGUUUUGUCAUCAAGAUGGUGUCGAGUGAGGACAUGGCCGAGAUGCACAACAUCUUAAAGAGAUACCACCAGUUCACAGUGGAGUGUUAUGGCAAUACCCUCCUGCCACAGUUCCUGGGCAUGUACCGCCUGACUGUGGACGGCGUGGAGGCCUACAUGGUGGUCACCAGGAAUGUGUUCAGUCAUCGGCUUACCGUACAUCGCAAAUACAACCUCAAGGGUUCUACUGUUGCCCGAGAAGCCAGUGGCAAGGAAAAGGCCACGGAUUUGCCAACAUUCAAAGAUAAUGACUUCACCAAUGAAGGGCAGAAGCUGCCACGUGGGAGAAGAGACAAGUGCGUCGACCCCGCGAGAGGAGGCCGGACGCCUCCAACAGCUGUUUUGGUCUCUCCUAGACAGACUUUUGAAUUUCCUGGAGUAUUGGGCAUAGUUUCCCUCCGUGUUUCCACCUUGGGUUCAAGUGAAAUACUGUAUCCACUUCUCCAUGCUGCCCUCGUGGAAGAACAAGCAUCUCGGACCAGAGUCAGAGGCCUCAGGGGGGAACAGGUUCAUCUUUAUGAGAUGAGAAAGCCUGUCCGGUGGCUGUGGCCCCAGGCCUGUGGCACCUCUAUCCAGCUGCCUCAACUUCUGAUUGAAUGUGCCAAAAAGUGGGAGCCACCUCACCCUCAUGUUCCUGUUCCCUGCUCAGGCAAGGACGGAGAGUACAUCACACAUGUCGAGUGCACGUCACGUACCUUGCUUAAAGUGACCCAUUGGCGUCCUGAAGAGGAUGCAGAGAUUUUGAUAUUCGGGCCUCCUUAUUAUCAAGAUGACGUUUCCCAGAUGAUUUCCAACUUGGUUAAUUAUUUCCGCCCGCGAAUGAUACAAGAGGACCUUUCUCAAAAGGAUGAGACCCAGUGUCUUCCUGUGGGGAAGGUCCACGAGGCUGCCAGCCGGCUGUCUCCUGUGGGAAAGGUUCAUGAGGCUGCCAGCCGGCUGUCUCCUGUGGGGAAUGUCCACGAGGCUGCCACCCGGCUGUCUCCUGUGGGGAAGGUCCAUGAGGCUGCUACUCAGCAGGUUCCCGUGGAGAUUGCAGAUGCCGCCACCCAGCUGUCUCCCGUGGAGGUUGCUGAUGCCGCCACUCAGCUGUCUCCCGUGGAGGUUGCUGAUGCCGCCACCCAGCUGUCUCCCGUGGAGGUCCAUGAGGCAGCUACUCAUCUGUCUCCCAUAAAGGUCCAUGAUGCUGCCACCCAGCUGUCUCCCGCGGAGGUCCAUGAGGCUGCCACCCAGCAGGCUCCUGUGGAGGUCGCUGAGGCUGCCACCCAGCUGUCUCCCGUGGAGGUCGCUGAGGCUGCCACCCAGCUGUCUCCCGUGGAGGUCGCUGAGGCUGCCACCCAGCUGUCUCCCGUGGAGGUCGCUGAGGCUGCUACCCAGCUGUCUCCUGUGGAGGUACAUGAGGCUUCCACCCAGCUGUCUCCCGUGGAGGUUGGUGAUGCUGCUACCCAGCUGUCUCCUCUAGAUGUCGCUGAGGCUUCCAUCCAACUGUCUCCUGUGGAGGCUAGUGAAGCUGUCACUGAGCAUCCUUCAGGGGCUGUUCAUUGGGAUGUCAUUCAGGAGGCUGCUACUCAACAGCAUUCUGUAAAGGCCUCUGAGGCUCUGCCCCAGAAGUUUCCUGAGGUUGUUCUUGAAGGGGGGGAUCCAGAGUUCUCCAGUGGAGCGCCAUGAGAUGAGCCCAGCAGUCUCUGGAUGUGCCAGUAUUGAGCCUCCAGGCUGCCUGGAAACCAGUUGCCAGGUUAUAAGGGUGACUCACAUGUUGAACUAGAAUAAAUGUACAUAUCAGUAAUCCCUUUCUGGAGGCAAAGACGGGGGACUCUAAUUCUAGGCUAGCCUGAAAUGAAUGAGGCAGUGAUCUUUAUUUAACCCCUGCCUAAGUCUCCAGACAUCAUCUUGGUUCUUUUUCACCUUUGAAGUUGAAAGAAUGGAAUAAGACUUUUUGU
Arvicola amphibius (Eurasian water vole) is the source of this 2703-nucleotide messenger RNA. RefSeq lists its product as uncharacterized. The record is from RefSeq and is a predicted model, not a curated record. Gene Ontology annotation, biological process: phosphatidylinositol metabolic process. Gene Ontology annotation, cellular component: protein-containing complex; apical cortex. NCBI's taxonomy places the organism in Eukaryota, Metazoa, Chordata, Mammalia, Rodentia, Cricetidae. The transcript has 8 exons. Gene Ontology annotation, molecular function: phosphatidylinositol kinase activity; RNA binding. Bases 2 to 2431 code for a protein of 809 amino acids.